AUGUCGAAAUCUUCCAAGAGCACCGGUCGGCCUCGAGGAUCGUUCUCUACCGGUGUCUUUCGGGAUGGACCAAAGCCUACCUUGGAUCCAUCGCAUGCGCUCUCACGCGAUCGAUCUGAGGUCACCGUCGAUGAAUCUCCGCUACGGCUGUGCGAGAGUUGCGAGGUUGAAAAAUCUCCUGGCCCCCACAAAGCGGGACGCACUGGGCCUGAUGGUCUUCCGCAUGAGAAGGCGAACCCAACUGUUGUCAAGAGGCUGCGAGACAUUUUGACUCCUCCUCGAGAGCAUAGAGAGCAGCAGAUAUUACACAUAGAAGACGAGGAUACAACGUGGUUUGGAAUGGUGCGCAAUAGUCAAAACUCGCCUGCCUUCCAGGACUAUGGUCGUUACUCUGCCAUCAUGGCGGAUAGUAACUCUGGCGAAUACAAGUACCGUUUCCCGCAACUUGUAUCUUUCAUUGGUCAGACCGGAGCAGGCAAGAGUACACUUAUCAAGAUGCUCAUCGAUCAACAAGAACGUAUGAGCCAGCCAAGGAACUGGAGUCUCCCGUCACCUGUCGCAGGAACAUCAGCAAACAGCAACGUACCCACUUCCGGUGACGUACACUUGUACAGCGAUCCAAGCACAUACAAUACCGAGUACCCGUUACUCUACGCCGAUUGCGAAGGUCUGGAGGGUGGCGAAAAUACCCCGAUGGCUGCGCAAUAUCGAAGUAGUGCGACAGCACCACAGAAAGAGAAAGGGAGGGAGGAUGUCGCAUUGGGCGAGCACCGAAAACGCCGCAAAGUCACCAAAAGCUUGCAUAGCACCCAGAGAGACAUCAAAUGGGCGAACUCUCCUGAUAAAUCAAAACGACAAUACGCUGUUACGGAACUCUACCCUCGCCUUCUGUACACAUUCUCCGAUGUCAUCGUGUUCGUUCUGCGCAAUGCAAAAACCUUUGAAUCUACAGUGUUGGGAUUGCUUAUCAAAUGGGCGGACUCUUCCUUUGAGAAGUCAGUGAACCAGCCUACACUCCCGCACGCUGUCAUUGCACUCAACGCAACCGACACAAAAGUGGAUCAGGAGGAGUGGGAUCCUGAGUACGCGACAGAGUUUCUUAUGUCCAACGUCGCCGGAGCUAUCAGUCGCGAUCCAGCAUAUCGUGAGCGGCGAGAUUAUUGGGUUGGAAGAGGCAGACGUAUUCGAACUAUGAAGGAUCUCCUUGAGUGUUACUACUCUUCGAUCACAGUUGUACGGAUCCCUGGCGAAGGCCGAUAUAUGAUGAUUGAUCAACAGGUAACGAAGCUUCACCAAGUCGUCACACACCGAUGCCUGGAGUCAUUCAACGCCAAACGACGGUCGCGCAUGCUUUCCAAUUCCGACAACCUCAAUGUCUAUCUACAAUGUGCAUUCGACCAUUUCUCGCAGGACCUUCAUUCACCAUUCGACUUCAUGGACAUUUCCUUCAAGAUCAACCCGAUACCUCAAGACUUUGGAGGUCAUGUCUUGAAGUUGGCCGUUGCAAUGAAAGCUCAAUUCGACGACCCCAGGAAGAUCUUCAAGGAACUGAGCCACAUGGUGACCUCUUGUAUACUUUUGGACUGCGUUCGACAGGAUCUCAAAGGAUCUGCAGAGCAGAUUUUGGAAACACAAUACAUGACGCACUGUGAUGGCGCUCUUGACGACUUUUGCGCUAUCUUCUGGCCGUGUUCUUUCAUCAACAGAAGAGGUGAACGAUGUGUCAAUGUAAAGGAGCGACAUGUGAAAGGACACCAAAACCAAAGAGGCAGCGUCAUUGGAUCUGGCCCCUAUGAGUCAGACUUCACAUUUGACAAGUUCUAUGAAGACUGGUUCGAAUACCUAAAGCAUUACCUGAUCGAAAACAAGUCAAAGCUUGAUUUGCAAAUGACGAAGUCUCCAACAACUGAGGAGGAUGCGGUCAACAAACUCCACUUGGCCAACGUUACCGGCUUCUAUAACCACAUGGGGGGCGCAAAGAACUUCGUCAGCCACACUACCUGUUUCUGUUGUUUAAGGGAACUAGCCGAGCAUCCCUUGCCUUGCGGACACGUGCUUUGCACAGCGUGUGUCAAAGGUUACGGCAGCCCACAUCGGGAACUCUCAGGAUCUUUCACUAUCGCCACAUGUCCGCUGCACGAUCACCAAGCUGUCUUUCCUACACCAGUAGAGAUCUACUUCAAGCCUCCACUGGCAGGCCUACGGAUUCUGUCUCUUGACGGAGGUGGUAUACGAGGGAUAGUCAUCCUGGAAGUCCUUCGCCAAAUACAACAGGAGCUAGGUGAUCAUAUCAAAGUCCAAGAAUUCUUUGACCUCAUCGUUGGCACCAGUACCGGGGGUAUCUUGGCGCUCGGUCUUGGUGUCAAAAAUUGGUCUGUAGACCAAUGCAGUCAACUCUUUCUCAGAAUGGUGGAGAAGGCGUUUACACCCAAGUUCUUUGGAGGGGUAAGCCUGGGAACUAACAAAUACCAUACAAAACCUCUAGAAGAAGCUUUCAAGGAGUGUUUCAAGGAUGAGGCCAUGUUUGGUGGGCAACGUGACACUCCAGUUGCUAGCGCGUGCAAAGUCGCUGUUACCUCUGCAACGGAGACUGCGGAACAAGCAGUCAUAUUUACAAACUACAAUCGCGCAGAGGACGAGCAAAUUGGCUACCAGUUGGUCCGACCCGAUGAUCCAAAGAAUGAUGUCUUGAUCAGAGAAGCUGCACGAGCAACCUCUGCAGCUCCGACAUACUUCAAGCCUUUCAGAAACGCACGUACAAUGGAGGGUUAUGUGGACGGUGCUGUCUUUCACAACAACCCAGUUCGCAUCGCCAAUUAUGAAAGCAAGCUUCUUUGGCCUGAUGCCGAUCAGCGACCUCCUGAUCUUCUUUUGUCCAUAGGAACUGGUCAACACGGCGCAGAUUCCGACAAUUCUCUGAAUGCCUCACGUUACGAUAGCAGGCGAUUCCAGAUUCGGAAGAUAUUCAGCCAGGUGAAGGAUACGCCACGCUUGAGACGAUCUAUGCCUGUACUGAGAGCAUUUCCCGAAGUCGAAUCGUGGCUUACUAUCUUCAAACAACGGGUUGAAAGUGCUUUGGAUGCGGAAGCCACAUGGAAAGAGUUCCGUAAAGACGUGGUAGGGAUGGCCCAGUACGCUGCAGCCGAGCGAUACAUUCGUUUCAACCCAAAGACCAUGAGUCGGAUACCCAAGAUGGACGACAAGUCGCAGAUCGAUAAUCUACUGGAGGAGAUCAAGACCGGUCUUCGCAAACCUGGCGCGCAGAAAAAGAUCAAGAACGUUGCGCAACGACUCGUAGCUAGUUCAUUUUACUUCGAGAGAUCUUGCCCUUCCAGGCCCACCGACGACCAUAUCAUUGUGCAGGGCAACAUCCAAUGCAGAUUCGCUGCAGGUGACGUACCCGACUGGAUUCAGCGUCGCAGCGAAGCAAACCGCGGCCCACCUAGACCCAUGCAAGACUUCCUGCAUCAAGAUCAGCAUCGAAACCUUCCGCCAACUUUUGUCGAGGACGUAAAUUUAUACGAGCUCGAUGCUGAACCACUUCUCACACCAGGCGCCAACGACAAUGCUAUACCACGAACAGUUUCACCGGGCGAAUGGAGAGAGGACUAUGGUGAGCAGGUUGCACGGAGCGAUGACGAUGACGACCUUGCAAAAGCGAUAGAGCUCAGUCAGCAAGAAGCAUUUUCGGGACCGAGGAGGACUAGUACAGGAGGGUUUGAUGAAGAUCAAAUUGCCGAAGCACUGAACAGAUCUUUGCACGUUUCGGGGAGGCAGUAA
This is a messenger RNA of Alternaria triticimaculans, 3780 nucleotides long. RefSeq lists its product as uncharacterized. Gene Ontology annotation, biological process: arachidonate metabolic process. The record is from RefSeq and is a predicted model, not a curated record. The transcript has 5 exons. NCBI's taxonomy places the organism in Eukaryota, Fungi, Ascomycota, Dothideomycetes, Pleosporales, Pleosporaceae. The coding region runs from base 1 to 3780 and encodes 1259 amino acids. Gene Ontology annotation, cellular component: membrane.